AUGUAACCAAUUUAUAAUCAGACAUUUUCCACACCAAGACAACAUGUCCAAGCUUCACCAUAACAAUAAAUUAGCAAUAAUUACAAUUAAUUAAUGAUGCAAUAUUCCGAAUUAGAACAGGAAAUGUACUCUCAAAGAACUGACAAUCAUGUCAAGUAUCAAUAAAUUGUUUCAAAAAUCGACAACAUUUACAAUGAAUUAACUAACAAUAUAAAUUAACUUCAGUUUUCAUCUAGCUAAGAUUACUAAUAGUUGCUGCAAGAAUUAAAAUCUUAAAGAGAACAAAAUAUUUAAAUGUUAUCAGCAAUUGCACAAAGACAACAAUCUAAUAAAUAGCAAUCAUUUUAUGGGCAUAAAUAAAAUAUAUCUGAAAACUAUUAUGAUUAAAUAGUUUAACAGGAGUAGUAACUUCUAGAGGAUUUGCAAACCUUGGAUAGCUAUAAACAACAGAAAUAUGAUAAUCAUGAUCCAAUCCCAGUCAAUUCAAGAAUCUAAAUGAAUUAUUUAUCGCCUACAAGUCAUCAAAGAUUCAGUUCUAAUUACAACAGUGGGUAACAAUAGAAAUAACACACACCAUUGCUAUCAACUAAUCAUUCAUAAAACACACCAUAAGUGCAGUAUUUCAAUUAAUUAAGAUAAAACUAUGGCAUUAUAGAGUUUCCAUACAAUAAUCACUCAGAUUAGCAACGUAAAUACAAUGUAUCUACACCUUAAUACGACAAGAUAUAAUCUGCUAGAUACUAAAUGAAUACAUAAGGAGGGUAUUAAAAUAAAAGUCCAAUUCUUAUUACUAAUGAAGAGUAUAUUGUGGAUUAAAGAAAUUCAUAUUAUCCAAUGAAUGUAAGCGCUUAACCAGAAAAUGAGCUAUCAAUGAAUUACUAAGUUUAAAAUUAAAAAUCUUCUUUAAAUUAAUUAGGGGCUAUUCCAGUACAUAAGCAUAGGCCUAUUUUUGAAUAAUAAGCUAUUAAUAAAUCAAGGAUAACAGAGCCAUAUUAAGGCUAGCAUAUUAAAGAAAUAUCUAUUGAAAAAUAACCAAUUCUUAAUAACGAUAUAGAAUAUUAAAUAUUUCACUAAUAAUAAACACCGCCAAGCAGGAGGUAAAAUUCUUAAUAAAGUCUUCCUUAAAAUUUUCAUUAAUAAUAGCCGAGUUAGAUCCAUUAAAAAGAGAAAAUAUUUGAUUUAUCGAAUAUUAAUUUGAGCAGAGAUAAAUCAAUACAGCAUAAUGUAUAAUAAUAAUAACAACAAUAGUAAUAGUAAUAACAAUAAUAAUAACAACAACAAUAACAAUAAAUAUAGCAAUAAUAAUAACCAUAACAAUAACAAUAACAAUACUAGUAAUAAUAAUACUAACAACAAUAAUAUUAAGAUCAAUAAUAUUAAUAAUAAUAGCAAUAAAUACUAAAUACAUCAUAAUUUGAAUAUCAUGAUGUAAAUAAAAAUGAUUAAAUUCUUCCAGUAGAAGUUUAAAAUUAAAAUAUACUCAAUGAAUCAUAAAAAAGUUAUAUUAUGGACUUGUAUGGCAAUUUAGGCUAUGAUUAAUUUUAUUAAUAUCUCUGUCAAAAAUAUCCAAUAAAAAAUUAAUACCUCUAAAUUAAUAAUAAACCUAAUCAUGGAGAUUAAAGAAUUUUAAGAUAGGAUUAAGAAGCCUUAGAUUUGAUGUAGUAUAUAUAUUGUACUAUGUGUGAUUAAUUCAUUUCAAUUAAGUAAGCAAAUAAUCAUCUAAACUUCUGCAUAAAUAAUAAACAAGCUAAAUAGCCAUAAGAUGAUAAAUAUUUAGACCUAUUUAUUUGCUGCACUGAACCAAUGAAUUAAUAUAUAGAAACCAGAGACUAAAAGUAGAGAAGACUAAUAAAUGAAUUGACAAAGAUAAAAUAUUUAAUAGAAGUAGCUUUAAAACAAAAAGAAUAUACUGCUGAACAGUAGAAAUAAAAAGAAUAUUGCUUGUUUGCUCUUGAAAUCUUAAAUUUAAUAAUAGAUAAUCCAAGAAAUCAGUCCAUAACUCAAUAAGCUUAAGAUUUAGUAAGUGUCUAUUAAGUCUUGGAUCAACAACAAUAUAACUUUUAUAAAUAGAUUGUUUUUUUAUUAUAAAAAGCAAAUGUAAGAAUUUCCUAAUUAAUUUAAUGA
This is a messenger RNA of Paramecium tetraurelia, 2124 nucleotides long. RefSeq lists its product as uncharacterized. The record is from RefSeq and is a predicted model, not a curated record. The transcript has a single exon. NCBI's taxonomy places the organism in Eukaryota, Ciliophora, Oligohymenophorea, Peniculida, Parameciidae.